Messenger RNA from Prosopis cineraria, 1936 nucleotides. Its product is annotated as UDP-glucuronate 4-epimerase 3-like. The record is from RefSeq and is a predicted model, not a curated record. NCBI's taxonomy places the organism in Eukaryota, Viridiplantae, Streptophyta, Magnoliopsida, Fabales, Fabaceae. The coding region runs from base 343 to 1581 and encodes 412 amino acids. The transcript has a single exon.
GCCCCCGAGUCUCCUGUAAUCUGUAGUUUUGAACUCCUCAUUUCCAUUUUUCCAUAUUCAUACAGAGAGAGCCGAAAAAGAAAAAGCCAAAAAAAAAAAAAAAAACCAGUCUUUUCGUUCUAGUCUUCUAGAUAAGUAUCAGAGGAACGGAAGAAUUUCCUUUAAGAAUCUGCCCAUCACACUCCAAUCUGAGCCAUUUCUCAUUUCCUUUCCUUGUCCUUGUUCUUUCUCAAUUGCACGGGAUUUUUCAGUAAAUCUACAUUGAAAACUUUCAACUUGUCUGAAUUUGGUCAUGGACUACUGAGAUUCUUCUUCUUCCGUUGACGAAUUUCACUUGCAGCAAUGGUAGAUAAAUCCGGUAACAUUCAUCGUGCUCGCUACCACUUCACCAUCUCGAAGCUUCUCUUCUGGUCUCUUGUCUUUCUUGGCUUGAUUUUCUUCUUCUUCUUCAGAUCUCCUUCUCCUUCUUCUUCAUCUCGCCGAUCCCUUCGCGGCGGAACCGAUUGGCAGAACUCCGUUCGUGUUUCUGGGACUCCGCAUUCUUCUUCUAAAUGUCGUAGGGUUCUUGUUACUGGUGCCGCUGGCUUUGUUGGAACCCAUGUGUCCAUUGCUCUGAAGCGACGGGGAGAUGGCGUUGUCGGCAUCGAUAACUACAAUAAGUAUUAUGAUCCCUCUCUGAAGCGUGCUCGCACCGACCUUCUGCGGCGCGAAGGGGUGUUCAUUGUUGAAGGAGACAUAAACGACGCUGGUUUAUUGCGGGAGCUUUUUAGGUUGGUGAAAUUCACCCAUGUGAUGCAUCUGGCGGCGCAAGCUGGAGUGCGUUAUGCGAUGAAGAACCCUGCUUCUUAUGUACACAGCAACAUUGCUGGGUUAGUUAAUGUUUUCGAAGUUUGUAAAUCUGCGAAUCCACAACCUGCAAUUGUGUGGGCAUCAUCUAGUUCUGUUUAUGGACUCAAUUCUAAGGUGCCAUUUUCGGAGAAAGAUCGGACGGAUCAGCCUGCUAGUUUAUAUGCCGCUACAAAAAAGGCUGGUGAAGAAAUUGCUCAUACUUAUAACCAUAUUUACGGUCUAUCCAUUACUGGGCUGCGAUUUUUUACGGUUUAUGGUCCAUGGGGUCGACCAGAUAUGGCCUAUUUCUUCUUCACUAAGGAUAUAUUGAAAGGGAAGCAAAUUCCCAUCUUUGAAGGCCCUAAUCAUCGUUCUGUUGCAAGGGAUUUCACCUAUAUUGAUGAUAUUGUGAAGGGUUGCCUAGGUGCAUUGGACACGGCAGGGAAGAGUACUGGGAGUGGUGGCAAGAAGAAAGGGCCAGCUCAAUUGAGGGUUUUCAAUUUGGGGAAUACUUCACCAGUUCCAGUUUCCAAGCUUGUGAGCAUACUUGAGAAGUUGCUGAAUGUGAAGGCGAAGAAGAAAGUUGUGCCGUUACCAAGUAAUGGGGAUGUGAUGUUCACUCAUGCCAAUAUAAGCUUUGCUACAAGGGAGCUUGGAUACAAACCAACCACAGAUUUGCAAACAGGUUUGAAGAAAUUUGUGAAUUGGUAUAUGGAGUACUAUUCUGCAUCAGGAAAGAAGAGUUCUUGGUAAAAGGGGGAAAAAAUUCUGAGUUUGGUUUUCUAUUUACUUGGGUGUGUUCAUAAUUUGAUACUGCAAAUUGUCUCUUGUUUUUUCCACUAUUCAGCACGUUGGCAAUAGAGUUGUUCGGUGUCAACAGAGUUCAGAGAUUACAGGGUUGCUGCACAAUUUUGCAGUGAAUACCAAUCUCUCUCUCAAGGAGCCAGAAUCAUAAUUGUCCAUUUAUUUUUUCCCUCAUCAUAUUCGAGUUUUGUUUCGAAAAGUUGUUGAUGCUUUUGGAACUGUAAGAUUAUGAACAUAACUUUGAGUCCUUUGGACAGAUGCUGAUAAGUGCUUAAUGAACAACUGCAAUAACACUUUGUACCAA